Molecule: messenger RNA, 798 nt
Organism: Helobdella robusta
Lineage: Eukaryota; Metazoa; Annelida; Clitellata; Rhynchobdellida; Glossiphoniidae
Exons: 8
Coding region: 1-798 (265 amino acids)
Biological process (GO): very long-chain fatty acid biosynthetic process
Molecular function (GO): oxidoreductase activity, acting on the CH-CH group of donors
Source: RefSeq, a predicted model, not a curated record
AUGAUUGCAGGGUCUAAGUACUAUGUGGAUAGGCAGUCUUACAAAAUUGAUUCAAAGGGCAAGACAUUGUCUGACAAUGAAGUUCUAAAAGGCAUUGGUUUGGGUGAAGGUGGCAAGAUAUUCUUCAAGGACCUGGGUCCACAAAUUGGAUGGUCAUCUGUUUUUCUUGCAGAGUAUGCCGGUCCACUUUUUAUUUAUUUAUUUUUCUAUGUCAGACCUUCCAUAAUUUAUUCUGUAGACAUCAGUGGGAGAUCUCUCGCAUCUCAAGUUGCAUGUGCAUGUUGGUGCUUCCAUUACUUGAAGAGGCUGUAUGAAACAAUUUACGUGCAUCGUUUCUCGCAUUCCACUAUGCCCUUGUUCAAUCUUUUCAAGAAUUGUUCUUACUAUUGGGGAUUCACUGCAUUUGUCUCCUACUACAACAACCAUCCUUUGUACACCCCACCAAUUACAUUCAUUCAUAAAAAUAUCAUUUGGAAGGUUUGUGAAUAUGGCAAUUACAGCAUCCAUAUUGCUUUCAAGGAUCUCAGACCUCCAGGAUCUACAGUCCGUCAAAUACCGAAACCAACCACAAAUCCAAUGACAAGAUUGUUUGAAUUAGUGUCAUGCCCUAAUUACACUUAUGAAGUUGGCAGCUGGUUCUUUUUCAGCGUCAUGAUUCAGUCCCUGCCCGCUUUUCUGUUUUGUCUGGUGGGUCUAGGUCAGAUGAGUAUUUGGGCUCUGGCCAAACACAAAAACUACAAGAAGGAAUUUCCUGAUUAUCCAACUAAAAGAAAAGCCAUUUUACCAUUCAUUUUGUAA